AGGAAGCUCUGGUCAUUUCUGAGAGGGUGAUUUAAAACAGAAAAACUUUACCCGCCUGCUUUCUUCACACAUCGCUCAAACUCUCGGCAGCAGACAGCUUGGCUCAUUCCACGAGAUCGCCGGAGCGUCAGCAUGGUGUCUGCUUGUAGACAGAUUCUGGGCUUGUCCCUGGCCGUCAUCGGGUUCUUUGGGAGCAUCGUCAUCUGUGCGCUCCCCACCUGGAAAGUCACAGCCUUCAUCGGUGCCAACAUCGUCACGUCUCAGGUGAUCUGGGAAGGUUUAUGGAUGAACUGCGUGACCCAGAGUACCGGCCAGAUGCAGUGCAAAGUCUACGAUUCCCUGCUGGCCUUGCCUCAGGACCUGCAGGCUGCCAGAGCUCUGGUGGUCAUCGCCAUCAUCGUCGGGGUCUUUGGGAUCCUGCUUGGUGUGAUUGGAGGCAAAUGCACCAACUUUGUGGGGGAUGAAUCUCAGAAGUGCAAAGUGGCCAUUGCCUCUGGAAUCGUCUUCAUCAUCGCAGGCCUUCUGGUGCUCAUACCCGUCUGCUGGACCGCCAACACCAUCAUUCGGGAUUUCUACAACCCGAUCCUGACCAACGCUCAGAAGAGGGAGCUGGGGGCUUCGCUGUACAUCGGCUGGGGGUCCGCGGGGCUGCUGUUCCUGGGGGGAGGCAUCCUCUGCAGCUCCUGUCCUCCUAGCGAUGAGAAGAACUAUGACGUUAAGUAUUCCAAGGCUCGCUCUGUGGACAGCAGCAGGGCCUACGUUUAGGUCCAAAGUUCUGCGCCAAGGAACUCCAACUGAGCCUGAUCAGUCAGAAGAACUGUACAAUGUGAAUUUUCUUGUGUUUUUGCUGUAUGAAUGUAUAACAUGUUUUUAUCUCAGACUUCCAGAUCAUAACCACCCAACAUGCUGUGAAAUGUCUAAAUGAUCAUUCUGUCAGUAAACAUUUAUCCUUUUUAAUGGACUGUAGUUUAUUCAAAUUUAACGUUCUACAUAAAUGACUCUCAUGAAAUGAGAAGGAUCAUAUUACUAUCUGUGAAUGUGAAAUCUCUUAAAUUGAAAUGUUUUCUUUCACUCCACUUUUAUAGUUGAAACUGGCUGAAUAGUGAUUGAAAUAUAACAUUUGCUGCUUUUAAUAAACAUUUUACUCAGA
Salarias fasciatus (jewelled blenny) is the source of this 1150-nucleotide messenger RNA. RefSeq names its product claudin-4-like. The record is from RefSeq and is a predicted model, not a curated record. NCBI's taxonomy places the organism in Eukaryota, Metazoa, Chordata, Actinopteri, Blenniiformes, Blenniidae. Bases 133 to 765 code for a protein of 210 amino acids. Gene Ontology annotation, molecular function: structural molecule activity. The transcript has a single exon. Gene Ontology annotation, cellular component: membrane; bicellular tight junction.